Molecule: messenger RNA, 414 nt
Organism: Bipolaris maydis ATCC 48331
Lineage: Eukaryota; Fungi; Ascomycota; Dothideomycetes; Pleosporales; Pleosporaceae
Product: outer membrane protein TOM13-domain-containing protein
Biological process (GO): protein insertion into mitochondrial outer membrane; mitochondrial outer membrane translocase complex assembly
Cellular component (GO): mitochondrial outer membrane
Source: RefSeq, a predicted model, not a curated record
AUGACGUCCCCCGCCCCUGCCCCAAACACCCUCACCGAAUCCGGCAUAACCAUCCCCUCGGACAGCGAAACCUACGACGCAAACCCGGAUCUCUCCCCCUCGCCCGCCUCGGCCUCGUCCAGCUCCUCCCCUCUGAUCCUGUACAAGCCGCCCACGCUCUGGGGCCUGCUGCGCGGCGCAGCGAUCAACCUGCUGCUGCCCUUCGUGAACGGAUUGAUGUUGGGAUUUGGCGAGUUGGUUGCGAAUGAGGCGGCGUAUCGGUUGGGGUGGUCGGGUACAAAGAUAUUUCCAAGUCACCGGUUGGGUUCUACGACUGGUCGACGCGUAGGUCCGGGUGUAGAGAUGCGUGCGGAUCCUGUGGAGCGAAGACGGCGAAACGGGCAGGAACUCGACAUGUACACUUCGUUGGAGUAG